This is a messenger RNA of Camellia sinensis, 1653 nucleotides long. Lineage: Eukaryota; Viridiplantae; Streptophyta; Magnoliopsida; Ericales; Theaceae. The record is from RefSeq and is a predicted model, not a curated record.
AUGUCAAGAAGAAGAGUUUCUGUUUCUUCCAUUAUUGGAGGAAGAAGAAUUGAUGGUCAUAAUUGUCUAGUAAAAGGUGCAAUAUUAUUUGAUCACUCUGGAAUUAAUCAUCCCUUGUCCUCAUUCUUAUUUGUUCUGUUUUGCUGUUCUCUCUCUACUACGACUACCCCCACGUGCCCUAGUUCUCAUCGAUGGAAUUUGCGGCACAACGAUCUCAAAGAUGCUAUACAUUUGUUCAAUUGCAUGCUCCAAAUGCAACCUCUGCCCCCCAUUUCUCGAUUCAACAAAACUUUAGUUCCUCUUUUGAGAAUGGGUCAUUACGACAUCGCUUUAUCUCUUAUUAUUGGCAAGUCGCAUUUUCUAGGCACGCAGGUCAAUCUCUGCGCUUUCAGCAUUGCUAUUAACUGUUACGGUCAACUCAAUCGAAUCCAUUGUGGCUUCUCUCUUUUGGGUGCCCUCUUCAAAUGUGGUUAUACACCUGAUGCAACUACCUUCACAACUCUAAUUAAUGGACUUAUUUUGCAAGAUAAAACUCCUCAAGCUGUGGAGCUUUUUAAGAAAUUAAUCAGAAUCAGAGAAAUUCAACCCAACGUGGUUAUGUAUGGAUCCAUUGUCAAUGGGCUCUGUAGAACGGGGAACGCCAGCAGGGCUAUUAGUUUGCUUAGGAUAAUGAAGGAGGCAAGUUGUAAACCUAACACCGUAGUGUAUAACACAAUCAUUGAUAGUCUUUGCAAGGAUAGAAUGGUGGAUGAUGCUCUCAAACUCUUUAUAGAAAUGGAUGAAAAGGGUAUUUUCCUAUAUGUUGUCACUUAUAAUUCUUUGAUUCAUGGCCUAUGUAAUUUCUGUCGGUGGAAAGAGGUUACCAAAAUGUUCAGAGAAAUGUUGGAUAGUGGUAUUGCUCCAAAUGUUCAUACAUAUAGUGUGUUGGUGGAUGCAUGUACCAAGGAAGGGAAGAUGAACGAGGCAGAGGGGGUACUUGAAGUCAUGAUACAAAGAGGUGUGGAUCCUAAUGUAGUCACAUACAAUACUCUAAUGGAUGGAUAUUGUUUGCAAGGCCACACGGAUGAAGCAAUUAGAGUGUUCAAUAACAUGGUGGACAAGGGCCUUCACCCUAAUAUUUUGAGCUAUACCAUUCUGAUCAACGGAUAUUGCAAGAAGAUGAAAAUAGAUGAGGCCGUGCAUCACUUUCGAGAAAUGCCUCAAAGGGGGUUAAAACCCAACAAUGGAAUUUUCUACACUAUGUUAUGGGGUUUGUUUCAAACAGCUAGAUGUUCAGCUGUUCAUGAACUUUUUAAUGAGAUGCAAGCUGCAGGCAUAAUUCCAAAUUAUCAAAAUUAUGCUAUCUUGUUGGAUGGGGUGUGCAAAAAUGGGCAUAUUGUAGAAGCAUAUUCAUUAUUUCAGUUAAUGGAAAGGAACAAUUUAGAUCUUAAUAUUGUUACGUACACUAUCCUCACUGAUGGAUUUCGUAAGGUUAAAAAGCUUGAUAGUGCAAGGGCCAUUUUCAAUAACCUUUCUUCCAAGGGAUUACAUCCUAAUGUUAGGACAUACAAUCUGAUGAUACAAGGUCUUUUUGAAGAAGGCCUACUGGAUGAAGCUAAAGAGUUGUUUGUUAAAAUGAAACAGAAUGGUUGCUUGGCAAAUGAUGUCACUUAG